Molecule: messenger RNA, 2789 nt
Organism: Elephantulus edwardii (Cape elephant shrew)
Lineage: Eukaryota; Metazoa; Chordata; Mammalia; Macroscelidea; Macroscelididae
Gene: DUSP6
Product: dual specificity phosphatase 6
Exons: 3
Coding region: 444-1589 (381 amino acids)
Biological process (GO): regulation of heart growth; positive regulation of apoptotic process; protein dephosphorylation
Cellular component (GO): cytosol; cytoplasm
Molecular function (GO): protein tyrosine/threonine phosphatase activity; MAP kinase tyrosine/serine/threonine phosphatase activity
Source: RefSeq, a predicted model, not a curated record
UGAGGAGCUGUCUUGCGCAGGGGGUGUGCGAAGGCAGAGACCCAGAGACUGCGAGCAGAUCGAGGUUUGAAUAAUCCGAGGAGAAAACCGCCUGGGUGGAUCUGAGGUGCAGUCCUGGAUUAGGAGCUGCUGGGCUUUUUCUCCUUUCCGUUUCAGUAGCUCGGAGUCCGAAUUAAUUGGAUUUCAUUCAUUAAGGAGGAACAAAACUGGGUAGCUCCAUUCAGAGAUCCUUUGACAUCAAGAACGGCUGCAGCCCAGUGCGGAGGGAACGACUGGCUUCACUUCUGUCUCGCCUUCCCCAGCCGCUAACUCCGGUUUGGGAAAGGAGAGGCGGAAUCAGACUGUGCGCUCGCAGCAGCGGCGGAACUGCGCGCCGUGCUCAGCCUAUGCCUGCCCGCAGGGGCGUCUGGUAGGCACCCGCCUUCGCCCGCAGCUCGACCCCCAUGAUAGAUACGCUCAGACCCGUGCCCUUCGCGUCGGAAAUGGCGAUCAGCAAGACUGUGGCGUGGCUCAACGAGCAGCUCGAGCUGGGCAACGAGCGGUUGCUACUGAUGGACUGCCGACCCCAGGAACUGUACGAGUCGUCGCACAUCGAGUCGGCCAUCAACGUGGCCAUCCCGGGCAUCAUGCUGCGGCGCCUGCAGAAGGGUAAUCUGCCGGUGCGCGCGCUCUUUACGCGCGGCGAGGACCGGGAUCGCUUUACCCGGCGCUGCGGCACCGACACCGUGGUCCUCUACGACGAGAGCAGCAGCGACUGGAACGAGAACACGGGUGGCGAGUCGGUGCUCGGGCUGUUGCUGAAGAAGCUCAAGGACGAGGGCUGCCGGGCGUUCUACCUGGAAGGUGGUUUCAGUAAGUUCCAAGCCGAGUUCGCCCUGCACUGCGAGACCAAUCUAGACGGCUCGUGUAGCAGCAGCUCGCCGCCUCUGCCAGUGCUGGGGCUUGGUGGUCUGCGGAUCAGCUCCGACUCCUCCUCGGACAUUGAGUCUGACCUUGACCGAGACCCCAACAGUGCCACGGACUCGGACGGCAGCCCGCUCUCCAACAGCCAGCCUUCCUUCCCCGUGGAGAUCCUGCCCUUCCUGUACCUGGGCUGCGCCAAGGACUCCACCAACCUGGACGUGUUGGAGGAGUUCGGCAUCAAGUACAUCCUGAAUGUCACCCCCAAUUUGCCGAAUCUCUUUGAAAACGCAGGGGAGUUUAAAUACAAGCAGAUCCCCAUUUCGGAUCACUGGAGCCAAAACCUGUCCCAGUUUUUUCCAGAGGCCAUUUCUUUCAUAGAUGAAGCCCGGGGCAAAAACUGUGGUGUCUUGGUGCACUGCUUGGCUGGCAUCAGCCGCUCCGUCACUGUGACGGUGGCUUACCUGAUGCAGAAGCUCAAUCUGUCAAUGAACGAUGCUUAUGACAUUGUCAAGAUGAAGAAAUCCAACAUCUCCCCCAACUUCAACUUCAUGGGCCAGCUGCUGGACUUCGAGAGGACGCUGGGACUGAGCAGCCCCUGUGACAACCGGGUUCCAGCCCAGCAGCUGUAUUUCACCACCCCUUCCAACCAGAAUGUCUACCAGGUGGACUCUCUGCAAUCCACGUGAAGGGGCCCCACGUCCCUCCUCGCUGGGAUGUGGCCAUUCCUUCCGCAGUUUCUCUUGGGCAGCGCCAGCUAGGCUGCUUUGUUUGUGUGUGGCCCCCCAGGUGUCAGAAUGGCACCAACUGUCUGUAUUAGACAAGGUUACCAAGUAUGGAAAUUAGUUAAUACAAAGGGAGAGAUUUGCUUCAUUUCCUUUGGAAGGACAGGACACACUGUAUAGAUACAGACAGUACCUUUGCUCUGUGCCCAGGUGUACAGCCUACCCAUGCAGGGACUGGAAUUUGAGGACUUCCAGAUAUAUAGGGUAGGACCAAAUGGUAGGGUAAAAGAGCAUGUGUUCUUUAGGGCCUGCCUCGUGUGGCUGUUCCCUUUGCAUCUGGAACUGAUUAUAUUUUGUCUUCAAUGAAGACUGGUUCAAUUUUGCAUAUAGAGGAGCCAAAGAGAGGUUUCAGCUCUGUAUUUGUGGAAUUAGUUUGCAAAAAAGAAGAAAAAAAUCAGAUACUACAUUUGAUUAUUUGUAAAUAUUUGAUCUUCAAUCACUUGACAGUGUUUGUUUGUGUUUUGGGGGUUUUUGUUUUCUUUGAUGGGUUUAAAGAAAUCAUCCAAAGGGAGAAAGAGCAGUAUGCCACUUCUUAAACAAUUUUUCUCUCUUCUAAUCCAAAGGGUAUAUUUGCAGCAUGCUCACCUUUACUGUGCCCACUCUGAAUGGCGUUUUCAUGAACAAUAUUAUCACUAAGACCUUGUUAUGGUGCAGUCUUUUAGUCUCUUUCAUGUAUCUUCCUUAAGACUUUUCUCCACCCCUUUAAUGUAGUUUUGACUAUGCCUUACCUUUGUAUAUAUUUUGGCUGCGUUGUCUCGAAGGGGAUAUCUUGGAAAGUCACCAAAACCAUGGGUUUUGUUUUUUUUUUUAAACAAACUUCAGCUGUGCUAAACAGCAUAUUACCUCUGUACAAAAUUCUUCAGGGAGUGUCACCUCAAAUGCAAUAUUUUGAGUUGGUUUCUUUCCUUUUUUAGAAAAGAAUUUGUAUAAAACUGGAAGUGUGUGUGAGAGCAUGGGUACCCAGUUGACAAGUGAAAUGCAUACGAUUGUGAAGAAGGGAGAAUUGAAUCGCUCCACUAUGUUCGUGGUGUAGUUUUGAGCUGGAAUUUAUUAUAAGAAUGUAAAACCUUAAAUUAUUAAUAAAUAACUAUUUUGGCUAUUGAA